This is a messenger RNA of Melanaphis sacchari, 1388 nucleotides long. Its product is annotated as N(G),N(G)-dimethylarginine dimethylaminohydrolase 1. Gene Ontology annotation, molecular function: dimethylargininase activity; amino acid binding. Gene Ontology annotation, biological process: arginine metabolic process; positive regulation of nitric oxide biosynthetic process. The coding region runs from base 369 to 1187 and encodes 272 amino acids. NCBI's taxonomy places the organism in Eukaryota, Metazoa, Arthropoda, Insecta, Hemiptera, Aphididae. The transcript is spliced from 6 exons. The record is from RefSeq and is a predicted model, not a curated record.
CAGAAUCCAGACACGCAAGUAAAAUAUGCCCAUAGUAGGUAUAGAAAAAGAUUGGGAAUUGGAAUGGUAAUGGAGAUAGACGUAAUACUUCGUAUUAUAUUCCACUGGAAGCGCUAGCAUGAGCAGGUUAUUGUCUAAUUUGAUAAAAAUGUAAUUUUUCUCUACAGAGUGCAGGCCACAACCUAUUAUAGACCGUCACACAACCAUAGGGCAUAGUAUCUUAAAUCGUGGUUACUGGUUCGUGGCUAAAAAAUUAUCAUUUUUGAUUUUUAUCAUUAAUCAUUACUCAUUACCAGCGUAACGGCUUUCCGCUUUUAGAUACAUUAGGAUAGGAUUCAGUUGUUAGUUGGCAAGAACAAGUUUCUAAAAUGCCAACAACUCGUUACACCCACGCGGUGGUAAAUCGUUUACCACGAUCGCUAAAAGACCGACAACCUACGUUGGACUACGAUCGAGCUAAACGGCAACAUGAGAACUACGUUCAAGCCCUGCGAGAUAUUGGUCUUGACGUGAUUGAAAUGCCAGCAGACGAGGAUACACCUUGGUGUGUUUUCGUUGACGACACCGCGUUUGUGUGCAAUGGUACGGCGAUCAUCACUAAGCCCGCUGAGCCCGAAAGACUGAAAGAAGUUGAAGCAAUAAGAGCGGUGUUGAAGAAAGAAAUUGGUUUGCCUAUUGUUGAGGUUUCUGAUAAAUCUGCAAAAUUACAUGGAAGCGAUAUAUUAUUUACAGGCCGAGAAUUCUUUAUUGGAAUAACAAAAUGGACUAAUGAAUCGGGAGCAUGUGCAGUUGCAUCUGCUUUUCCCGAAUAUCCUUGUACUCCAAUUAAGGUUACAGAAAACAAGCAUCUUAAAACAAUUGUAUCAAUGGCAGGACCAGAUCUUAUGUGUGUGGGCUCGAGUGAUUCUUCAAAAAAUGUUUUGAAGAGAUUAGAAAGAGAAGCUACGUAUAGCUACCAAAUUCUUACAUUACCCGAAGAUGAAGCCGCUAAUGUUAUGUACAUCAAUGGUACAUUAUUACAUCGGUCAGCCAAAGAAAUACCAUUAUCAUUCAAUGUUUUAGCAGAGAAAAUAACUGACUUCACCCUACAAUCAGUAGAUAUUUCUGAACUUUUAAAAUGUGAAGGAGCCAAUUUAAAUUCAUGUUGUCUUUUAGUCAGACGUACAAAACAUAUUAGGAGUUUAUAAUUUUUUAUUAUGUUAUGCAAUUUUAUUCAUUCCCCUACAUCAGUAUUAUAUACACCACUUUUCAUGAUCAACUUAUUUAUACACACAAUAUAUUAUACAUACUCACACAUAUUAUGUUUUUAAUUCUAAUGCUUAUUAGUAUGUUGCAUGACAACAUUUUUAAAAAAUUAAUGUGUACUAAAAUUAAAUCUUAACACAGUA